Molecule: messenger RNA, 2966 nt
Organism: Mytilus californianus (California mussel)
Lineage: Eukaryota; Metazoa; Mollusca; Bivalvia; Mytilida; Mytilidae
Product: nose resistant to fluoxetine protein 6-like
Exons: 12
Coding region: 119-1681 (520 amino acids)
Molecular function (GO): acyltransferase activity, transferring groups other than amino-acyl groups
Source: RefSeq, a predicted model, not a curated record
UGUAGUCACCAAAUAUGUGGAAGAAAGUUUCGGAAAUCUCAACUAUACACUGAAAGACGUACAGAAAAACCAGAAUGAAGUGGUUACAAAUGUAAUUGCAAACAUUAGUAAGAUACAUAUGAUUCAGGAUAUUCUGAGAGGGGGUAGUAUUCGAGAUGUCCUGCCAUUGUCUUCUGAAGAUACAGUCAACGAUGUAUGCUAUGGGGAUGCCAUGGAUUUUGUUGAUUCCAUGGUUGAGAUUUCUCCAUGGGCUCUCAAAAGAAAUGGAAAUGUCAGCUACGAAAAACAGUCAUUCCAUCAGCUUGAAAAACCAUCUCAGGAAAGUAGAGGAAAAUCAAAGGCUAACAAUGAAAAGAAAAAACAGGGUGUACUCCAUCGAAUCUUAAAAGCUUUUGCACUUCAAGAAAAUGUGGUGAAGGUACUUUCCGGAAAAACAAGCGGGAAUUCCAUCAACUGUAUUCACGGCAUAAGAUUCCUCAGUUUGACAUGGGUUAUUCUCGGUCACACAUUCAAUUAUGGAAUUGUGUCAAUUCCCUCCUUGUGGACAACAGAAAACAUUGUGGAAGCCACUGAAAUGAUGAAACGAUUUACUUUCCAAGCUGUGAUUGCUGGUGGAUUUUCUGUUGAUACUUUCUAUAUGAUUAGUGGAAUGCUACUGACUUACUUGCAAAUAAAACAAGUAGAAAAGUUGACAAAACGCUUCAACGGUGGAAAAACGGCGGCUUAUACUUUUAACUACUAUUUUCAUAGAAUAUGGAGACUAACCCCUAUGUACAUGAUGGUUAUAAUGGUGUAUGGGUGUUUGAUGAAGUAUUUUGGUGAUGGUCCACUAUGGCCAGAAGCAGUCAAAACUGCUGACGACUGUAAAAUAAAUUGGUGGACGAACCUGCUAUAUGUAAACAAUCUUGUUCACGUCGACGGUCAGUGUAUGGCAUGGUCCUGGUACUUAGCAAAUGAUAUGCAGUUCUAUGUUGUGUCAUUGUUCUUUUUAGUAUUCCUUGCAAUUUCUAUCCGAGUUGGUGUAAUUCUGAUUUCUUUAUUGAUGGCUGGUGGAAUAGCAGCUGCCUGGUAUGAAGAACACAUUUACAACGGAAGUUUUUUUACAACAAAGAAAGACGGUGGCGGAUAUUGGAACAAUGUGUACAUUACGCCAUGGUGCAGAGUAGCAGCGUACUGUGUUGGUAUGCUUCUUGGUGUACUGUUGUAUAAACGUCCAAAGAAAGCAUUAAAAACAAAAUAUUCAUUGCUAGGAUGGUCGAUUGCAACAGCUAUGGGACUCGCUCUUGUGUAUUGCACAUAUUCAGAAUACAAAGAAGGGGGGACAGAAUGGUCUAGAGAUUUCAGAGCAGCUUACGAAUCAUUAGGACGUCCAUUGUGGGCAGCCUGUGUUGCAUGGGUUGUAUUUGCUUGUCAUAAUGGCAAUGGAGGUGUGGUUGACAGUCUUUUAUCAUGGAAAGGAUUAAUUCCCCUUUCCCGCCUGUCCUAUGCUGCUUAUCUUGUUCAUCCAAUUAUGAUGAUGAUACAUGUUUAUUCUAAGAGAGCUUUAGUUUAUAUAAGUGACUAUGAAAUUAUUUAUUUGUUCCUUGGACAUACGUGCUUCACAUUUAUGGUAGCCUUUGUAGUGUCCAUAUCGUUUGAAGCUCCUUUCAUGGCCCUGGAGAAGAUCAUCAUGGGAAGAUGAGUUUCACCAUCUAUUACAGACUCCAAAUGUAAAAAUGAAAUGCAUUAAAAUAUCAUCAAAAUUCUUCUAUCCGCUUUCGCAAACUAGCAUUUGACAUCAUAUAUUUCAACUUGGGUGCUUUUGUAGUGAUUUGUGUAUCAUUGUCUCAUAGAAGAAUAAAUAUGAAGAUAGAAAGUUGUCCCGUUAUGGACAGAGUUGAGUUGGUGUUAUUCAUAUAACAUUCAGUUGAAUAAAGAAACCAUGUUUACAAACUAGAUUACGAAUAUGUUCAUAUAUAACAUUCUCUUGAAUAAAAAAAUAUUUUUUACAAAGUAAAAAUUCUAUAUGUAAAAGAAAUCCAUAUCUGAAUGUAGGAUUAACGACGCAAUCAAAAUUGCAAAACAGCAUUAGAUUUGUCUGUCUUGUUAAUGUUUUUUCUCAGUAUUAUGAGUUAUGAACAAUGCAAUUUAAUAUUUUCUCUAACUUUUGUGUCUUUGUAGUAAUUUGUAUCUUUUUCGAUGUAAUUGUUUUGUUUUUUAUGUGAUGUUUAGUAACCUGAAAUGGAGAUCAAUCACCAAAAUUUGAUCUGAAGUUAUAAGAAAGUAAUGGCCUAUGUUUCUGUAGUUAACGUCAUGUAUCGUUUAAAUAUAAAUACGCAUACUUGUUUUCUGUUUUAAGAAAACUUUAAUCAUUCCCUUUAAGAAAUUCGAAAUAUUCAUAUUCAUAAGCAAUCUUGUGUUAGUUUUACCAUUUGCAUUUUUUUUCAUUUAGAAUUUUUGUUUGGCAAUGUUUUCGAAAAAUUAUCUUUUACUAUUUUGAAAUCUGCUUUUAGUGAUUCUUUUCCAUAUUUUAUUUUUGUUGAUAAGUAAAACCACAGUACACCACAACAAAUAAUUCGAUACCAUCUAUUUAACUUUAACAUUGGGCAUUAUUUACGGAGCUCAGUUUUAUCAUAUUGGUAAGGUAUAUAUAAAGAAAGAAAAAAAAAUUAAAAAAAAGGUCUAUUGUUAAUUGUUACGUAUUCUUCCAUAGGAUUUAUUUAUUUGUGCUUUUUUACGCCACCUUAGAGCAAAAGGAUAUAUCGCAACGUUCUAUAGUAGGAGGUCUAUAUAUUUUAGUUAUAAAGAGAGUAAAUAUAAGACUUCCAUCAUUACUUUAUUUGUUAGAUCUGAAUUUUCUAGCAAGUGGAUUUAUUUAUUUCAAAUGUAAUUUGUUCAUUAUUAUGUAAUUUAUAUGUAUAUAUUCAAUCUUAUUUCAUGUACAUUCAUGUUGUUUAACUUGUUUUCAUGAUAAAUGUUAUACUUCU